AUGCGUCUCAGCCAAAACCCCGCUGCCUUCCAGCGCUGCGCAAAGAGCUCCAUGUUCGAGAGCGACGACUCCGGCUCCGCAGACGUGGAGCAGAUGGGCGAGGUGCGCUCCCCGAGCUCGGGGCCCCCCAGCCCGGUGUCCGUGAACUCGGACUCCAGCUGCCACAGCCCCGAGGCCAAGUCUUCCUCCGCGCAGAUGAGGGUGAGGAGGCCGCUGAACGCCUUCAUCAUUUGGACCAAAGAGGAGCGCAGGCGGCUGGCGCAGCUCAACCCAGACCUGGAGAACACGGACCUCAGCAAAAUACUCGGAAAGACCUGGAAGGCCAUGUCCCUGGCUGAGAAGCGUCCCUACAUGCAGGAGGCCGAGCGGCUGAGGGUCCAGCACACCGUCGAUUAUCCCAACUACAAGUACAGGCCGCGCCGGAGGAAGCAGCUGAAGAAGAACUCCAAGCUGCAGACGGCUGAGGCCACCAUGCCCACGCUGUGCAGCCCAGGCCUCGCGGUGCCCUACAACCUCGCCUACCUGCUCCAGAACCAGCAGCCGCACUUCCCAAGCUCGCCCGCUUACCCAGCUAACUUCACCACCCCUCUGUACAGCAGCUACCAGAACACGCUGGUUUACCCGGACUCAGCAGCAGCAGCAGAAGCUUUCUCCAAUAAGCCCGUGUCAUACUCUAAUCCGGCCGCUUACCCUGCAGAGCACCAGCUGUACUUCGGAGGUCAGCAGGGUCACGUGCAGUACGGCUUCCCCGCAGUGCCCCACGCCGAGCAGGGGGAGUCCCGGGUCUACGGGGGCCCGCUGAGUCCGGCCGGGCCCUCCCUGGAGUUCUACCUGGAGCAGGUUCAGAUGGACAUGCUGUACGACCUGGACCGCAGCGAGUUCGAACAGUACCUGGGUCCCACUCCCAACAGGCCCGAGUCAGUGGAUCCCAGCAGCUACCACCAGCAGAGCAGCCACAGAGAGGGACGCUCGGUGUCAUGA
Pleuronectes platessa (European plaice) is the source of this 981-nucleotide messenger RNA. It is a transcript of the gene sox32, whose product is annotated as SRY-box transcription factor 32. Lineage: Eukaryota; Metazoa; Chordata; Actinopteri; Pleuronectiformes; Pleuronectidae. The record is from RefSeq and is a predicted model, not a curated record. The transcript has 2 exons. Bases 1 to 981 code for a protein of 326 amino acids. Gene Ontology annotation, biological process: cell differentiation; regulation of DNA-templated transcription; anatomical structure morphogenesis. Gene Ontology annotation, molecular function: RNA polymerase II cis-regulatory region sequence-specific DNA binding; DNA-binding transcription factor activity, RNA polymerase II-specific.